GCAACCUAAAACUAGUAUAAGCAAACCCUGAAAGGGAUAGUGAGAGUGAGAGUGUGAGAAAAUGUCGAACCCUCAAAGCCAGAAGCCAUGGAAAGCAGAGUACGCGAAAUCAGGACGAUCGUCAUGCAGAAGCUGCAAGACUCCCAUUGCCACCGAGAAACUCCGUCUCGGCAAGAUGGUUCAAUCCUCCAAAUUCGACGGCCUCAUGCCCAUGUGGAAUCAUGCGGAAUGCAUAUUGAAGAAACCCAAACAGAUAAAAUCAGUUGAUGAUGUUGAAAACUUAGAGUCGCUUCGUUGGGAAGAUCAACAGAAUAUCAGAAAAUACAUAGAGAGCAGCGGCGGCGGCAGCGGCGGCGGCAGCGGCGGGAACACCCCUGCAAAGUCGAAUGCUGGCAAAAAUGUUGAAUAUGGUAUUGAGGUUUCACAAACUUCACGUGCCACUUGCAAGCCUUGUGGUCAAAAAAUUAUCAAAGGAGAGGUUCGCAUAUCUACUAAGCCUGAUGGUCAAGGUCCUAGGGGUUUGGCUUGGCACCAUGCCAAGUGUCUCUUGGAACUAUCUCCAUCAAUUGAAGUCGAUAGUUUGUCUGGAUGGAAUAGUCUCUCAUCUUCUGAUCAAUCAGCUCUCAGUGAUUUGGUUAUGAAGGGCCGUCCUACUAAUAAGGGAGGUGGUAGUGGUACAAAAGUAGAGGUUGAAGAGGUUAAAGAAUCAACAAAACAAUCCUCUUCCAAAGGUGGCACAAAACGGGGGAAAGAGGCUGAGGGUGAGCAGAAGUCAAAAGCUGCUAAGGUCAAGGGAGAUGUGUCUGUGGGCAGGGUAGCGGCCAUGAAAAAUGCUGAUGACUCGGGGGAGGCAUCUGAUCUUGAGAAAAGACUGGAGGCCCAGAGCAAAGAACUCUGGGAUCUAAAGGAUGAUCUUAAAAAGCACGUGACAACAGCAGAGUUGCGUGAAAUGCUGGAAACCAACGGUCAAGAUUCAACUGGAUCAGAGCUUGAUUUGCGCGAUCGCUGUGCUGAUGGAAUGAUGUUUGGAGGACUUUCUCAUUGCUCAUUAUGUUCUGGUUUUUUGCGUUAUUCUGGAGGAAUGUACCGGUGCACUGGAUUCAUUUCUGAGUGGAGUAAAUGUUCAAACUCUACCUGUGAACCAAAACGUACUGAAGGGAAGUGGAGAAUCCCAAAGGAAACAGAUAAUCAGUACCUUAAAAAGUGGUUCAAAUCUCAAAAAGGGAAGAAACCAAUUAGGAUAAUGCCUCCGCCGUCGUCAAGGACUUCUGCUGAAAGUCAAAUUUCUGCAGGCCAGCAUCAAUCAUCGCACAGUGAAAGUUUGGCAGAUUUGAAAGUUGCCAUCUCUGGAUUACCUAAAGAUUCCUUUGAAGACUGGAAACGCAAGAUUGAUGGUGUGGGUGGAGUGCUUCAUGCAAAAGUGAAGAAAGAUACUAACUGCUUGGUGGUCAGUGGAGCACUUAAGGAUGAAGCUGAGAUGCGGAAAGCAAGGAGGAUGAAAAUACCAAUAGUCAGAGAGGACUAUUUGGUUGACUGUAUGGAAAGAAAGAAAAAACUUCCAUUUGAUAUGUACAAAGUUGAAAUGAUUGGUGAGGCUUCUAGUAUGGUCACCAUCAAAGUGAAGGGGCACAGUGCCGUUCAUGAUGCUUCUGGCCUACAGGAUUCUGGCCACAUACUAGAGGAAGGGAAAAGCAUAUAUAAUACAACUUUGAAUAUGUCUGAUUUGUCUACUGGUGUUAACAGCUACUACAUCCUUCAAAUAAUUGAAGAAGAUAAAGGGUCAGAUUGUUAUGUGUUUCGAAAAUGGGGUCGAGUGGGAAAUGAGAAGAUUGGAGGAUUCAAACUGGAGGAAAUGUCAAAAUCUGACGCAAUAAGAGAAUUCAAACGACUAUUCUUUGAGAAAACUGGAAACCCUUGGGAGGCAUGGGAACAAAAGACUAUUCAGAAGCAACCUGGAAGAUUCUUCCCCUUGGAAAUUGAUUAUGGAGUUAACAAACAAGUCUCAAAAAAGAAUAAAAAUAAUGCAGAUAGCAAACUACCCCCUCCAUUAAUAGAAUUGAUGAAGAUUCUCUUUAAUGUGGAAACAUACAGAGCUGCCAUGAUGGAAUUUGAGAUCAAUAUGUCCGAAAUGCCACUUGGGAAACUGAGCAAAAGUAAUAUACAAAAGGGGUUUGAAGCAUUAACAGAUAUUCAAAAUCUUUUUAAAAUUAGCAAUCCUGAUCCAUCAGCCAGGGAAAGCUUGCUUAUUGAUGCCAGUAAUCGGUUCUUCACUAUGAUCCCUUCCAUUCAUCCACAUAUUAUUAGGGACGAGGAUGAUUUUAAGUCAAAGGUGAAAAUGUUAGAAGCCCUUCAAGACAUUGAAAUAGCCUCAAGAUUAGUUGGAUUUGAUGCCAACAAUGACGACUCCAUUGAUGAUAAUUAUAAGAAGCUCCAUUGUGGUAUAUCUCCACUUCCUCAUGACAGUGAAGAUUUUCGAUUAGUUGAGAAGUAUCUACAUACUACUCAUGCCCCAACACAUGUGGACUGGAGUCUUGAGCUAGAAGAAGUUUUUUCACUUGAAAGAGAAGGAGAAUUUGAUAAGUUUGCACCUUAUAGGGACAAACUUGGUAACAGAAUGCUCUUAUGGCAUGGUUCUAGGUUGACAAACUUUGUGGGCAUUCUUAACCAAGGACUCAGAAUUGCACCUCCUGAAGCUCCUGCAACUGGCUAUAUGUUUGGCAAAGGGAUUUACUUUGCUGACCUGGUCAGCAAGAGUGCUCAGUAUUGCUACACUGAUAAGAAAAAUCCUGUUGGUCUAAUGCUUUUGAGUGAAGUUGCUCUUGGAAAUGUCUAUGAGCUCAAAAAAGCUAAGUAUAUGGAUAAACCUCCAGAAGGAAAGCAUUCUACAAAAGGAUUGGGCAAAAAAAUGCCCCUUGAAUCGGAAUAUGUAAAGUGGAGAGGUGAUGUCGUUGUUCCUUGUGGGAAACCAGUGUCAUCAAAUGUCAAGGCAUCUGAGCUCAUGUACAAUGAGUUUAUUGUCUAUAAUACUGCUCAAGUUAAACUGCAAUUCUUGUUAAAGGUGAGGUUCCAUCACAAGAAAUGAGGGUUGGAACUAGAGGUGUGCUGUUUUGGGGUAUCAUCUGUAUGAAGCAGUUUUUUUUACCAGGACUUGUACAUACUCCAUGUGGAAUUCUUGUAAAUUCUCUUGAUAAGGUCUCAUUUUGAGUUGACUGGAGAUCUUUCAUUGUUUGUUUUGGGGGUUUGUUAGUGCAGGGAUCUAGUUGAAGCUCGUCUCUUAGAGCAGAAAUCUCAUGCCAGAUCUAGUUGUGUAUACAUAGAACCACCAGUUUAAUAUCAAACUUGUUAUCAACUUCUUCCCUUUCCAUAUUGCAUUUCAACUUGCAU
Molecule: messenger RNA, 3384 nt
Organism: Cicer arietinum (chickpea)
Lineage: Eukaryota; Viridiplantae; Streptophyta; Magnoliopsida; Fabales; Fabaceae
Product: poly [ADP-ribose] polymerase 1
Biological process (GO): double-strand break repair; protein poly-ADP-ribosylation
Cellular component (GO): nucleolus; nucleus
Molecular function (GO): NAD binding; NAD+ poly-ADP-ribosyltransferase activity; DNA binding
Source: RefSeq, a predicted model, not a curated record